This is a messenger RNA of Astrephomene gubernaculifera, 8913 nucleotides long. The record is from the annotation of a GenBank genome assembly. NCBI's taxonomy places the organism in Eukaryota, Viridiplantae, Chlorophyta, Chlorophyceae, Chlamydomonadales, Astrephomenaceae.
CAACAUGCACGUUGAAAUGGUCCCAGUACUAUGAAACUGGUAUACCUCGUACCCCAUCGAUCACGUGUUGCCUCUGUGAUGCCACCUUUUUUCCACGCCCAAGGCUUUGUGGUUACUUCCCUUACAACUGUGUUUGUCAAAGGCCUACCUGGGUACUCCCGUUGACCUAUUUGUUAUUGGAAUUAGAAUGCACAGUCCUCUUUCCAUAGCUGAACGGCCCAAAGCGACUCGGCAGGUGAAGGCCGUCUAACAUCCGUAUGUCCUCAUGGCAACCGCGCCUUGCGGCUUGGCAACCCGACCGGCCUGUGCAGCAGCGGCGGAACAGCCCCGGCGCCCGACGUCAGCUAACCCGCAUCCCUUGGAGGCUUCGUACGAGCUCUUACGUACGGACAUCAGCAGCACGUAUGGCCGAAGGGAACAAAGCUGCACGGGGGGCGCCGCUGCCCCCUAUCUGUCCACUUCACCGCACUUCACCGCUUCUCGCCUUUCCCGCAUGGAUAGCGGUAGCGGCCUCAAGCCGGAAGAGGACAAAAGCCCGGAAGGCCGUGCUGCUCGGAAGCGUCGCUUGCCUCGCUGGCUUUGUUCCUGGAGAGGUUGCUUCUGCGGUGCUGGCGCCAGCCGCGAUGGCUCCAUCGAGUUGCAGCAGCGCAGGGGCGGCGGCUCCGUGUCGCAAGUGGGACAGCGCUGCUUAAUGUUACGGCGGCCGAACGCCUCGCCGCUGUAUCGGCCGGUUUCGACGGCAGGCCUCACCUGCGCUACCAGCGCCACCUGCAGCGGCGACAGCCACCUGGGCCCCCUUCCCACGCGCCUCAUCCAAACCCUGGAUCGCCCUCCCUCCGCCUCCUGCGCUAACGCCCCAGCGCUAACCUCCCCGCCCACCUAUGCCGGCGCCGCCACCACCACCACCGCUCCAGGAAGCAGCAUGGGCAGCCAACAUCGCCCUCGCAGCACCCUCUCCCAGCUCACCCCACUGCCUCCCGUCACCUUUGCCAAUCGCUCCGCUCCGGCGGGAAGUUGCAGCGCCUCACACCAGAGCAACAGCGUCGGCAACAGCGUUCGCGCGAGCGGACUACCGAGAGUCAUCAGCGUCGCUAAUACCGCCGCCUCUGGCGGCGGCGGCGCCUCCGGUUCCCAUCCGUUGGGCGUCAGCCGCGCAUCGUCCCUUGCUUCCUACACCAGCGGCGUCACCACGACGUCAAGACCGUCGCGUUGGGGCUUGUUAGCGAACAUCUUGUCCGCUGGACUGCGGUCCUUUUCACAGCAACUCGCUAGCGUGAUUGAGCCCAACACUGGCAGCCUCACGUCGGAAGCGGUGCUCGACCUGACCCGCCGGGCGAGUCGCCUAGACAUGCUGCGUGCUGUGGGGCAAGUACACGAGUUGAGUCUUGUGGGGUCGGGAUCCGCGGGUUUGGUGUACCGGGGGCGUAGCGCGGAGGGCGGGAAGGUCGUGUGUGUGAAGUACUUGGUUGCGCGCGGCACGGACGGCAUGGCAGCGCCGGCGACGGAGGGGCUGUUGAGUCGGGUGCUGGCGCAUCCUAACAUUGUCGUGACGUUCAGUUGGCACGUCACGCGCGUGACAACGGAUAACUUCCUAGACCUGCAUGAAGCCUUAGCGGCAAUGGCAGCCCGGGAGGCGCGCGGCGCGGGAAAGCAGGCGCGCCGCGGGCAUGCCACCGCCGUCGGCAAGGGCCGCCGCGGCGGCGGCGGCGGCGGCAAGGUACGACACGUCCCGAUCGCCGGCGGAGCUGUAGCAUCCUCCUCCUCCUUGCCGCUGCCUAAGAUCGGUAGCAGCCUAGGCGCUUGCUUCGCUGCUGGCAUGGGCACAAGCAGCCGCCGCCAACGACGGCGCUGGCUAGUCCACUGGCUAGUCCGGCAAUUCCUGUCUUGGAUUCUUCCCGCUUUUCUACAUCCUCCUCGCCGCGGGGGGGUCAGCAGUUACACGUGCCUCCGCCUGAACCCGUGCCGCCUCUGCUUCCGGUCUGUGCUUCUCCCCAAUUAGGAUGUGCACGUGCAGGCCGGCAAGGGCCGUUUGUGGGGUUGGAACAGCAGCAGGCACAGCAGCCGGGGCCACGGAAAAGCGUAGGAGCAGCAUGCGAGGGGUCAUGGACGAUUCGGCGAGCCAACACAGGCGACGACGUCGCGAAUGACAUUGUACGGCAAAGCGAGGCAUGCGACUUGGCGCACUCCAUGACCGCAGGCGCCGGCGGCGGCGCGGCGGAAGGAAACGCCGCCGCUGGUGGCAUGUUCAGCCGUGACAGUUUAAGCUCGCAUUGGCUGGUUAGCCCCAGCACUAGCAACCACCAACCGAACAUUGCUGGCGGCGGCGGCCUGUACGGCUCUCGCAGUACGGGCGGCGGCGGGCUGUUUGGAGAUAACAGUAUGUACGGCACAUUCCAGCUUGGCGCGGCUGUUUUUCCAUGCAGCCCAAGCACGUCGGCGGCGGCGCCGACGGCGCCGUCACCGCCGAUGCCGGCGGUGGCGACAUCACCGGUGUCGGUCCCGGGGGCAUCCUGCCGCGGUCGCGCGACAUUGGCACGUGCUGGAAGUCGCUUGCAGGUUGCGACGACAUCCAUUCGGCAGCCUUCCAUUCCAGAGGACAUGCAGGCCUUGGGCAUUGCCGAUUACUAUCUGCCCGUUUGCGUGGCACCUGCGCAGCCGCCGCUAGCGGCGUUGCAAGCGCCAGCGCCGCCGGCGGCGACCGUUGCGACAAAUGAUGAGGCACGGCGGCUAAUGUACGGCAUUCCCGCUUGCGGCGACGCCGGGGCGACGUGCCGUAGUUGUGCGCCCGGCGCUACGGCUCUAGCAGCCGCGACGGCGGCGGCAGCGGCGGUAGCACCGACUGCCGUUGCCGAGUCGGUUGGCGGCGCCUGCACCCACAGCGGCGGCGCCUCCGCUGGCAUUGAAAGCCCGUUUGCGCUCGUGGCUGGCAUCUUGCCGCCUCCCUCGCCGUGCAGCCCUUGCUCCCCGCUGUCACCCCAACGCUGCGGCAGCUUCAGCAAGGCCCCGCGGGGGCUGCUAGCCGCAGCCAUUGCAGCGCAUGCAAACCCCCACACAAGCCACUGCCCUCAUCCGGCGUCGCCGGGACCCUUUGGCAGUGGCGCCAGGGCCAUGCCAGCCUACGCCGGCGUCAACGUGGCUUCCUCCGCCGCCGCCAUUACACUGCAUGAACGGCCGGCCAGCGCCUCCGUCAGUGCGGCUUUCUCCCGAAUGACGUUCUCCAGCAAGCGCCUAAGCGGCGUCACCUUUGGACCCAAUUUUGCGCAUUGUAGCGCGCCGACGCCAUGCGACGCCGUGCCAAACUCCUCCGCAAAUGUCGGCGGCGGCGCCUCCGCCGCCACCGCUCGCAGCAUGCCGCCGCCAGGUGUCAUCGUCGGCGGUCCCGGCGCCGGCAGUGGGUCUGCCUCCGUCGCCGCUACUGGCAGCGGCAGCGGCGGCCGUGCUGCGCCGUCGGCGGCGGCAUCCACGAUUGCCGCGAUGGAGGCAGAGGCGGUGAAGCAGGAUGCGCUGGAACGAGGUUGGAAGACGUUGCAGGAGAUCAUGCAGCGCCUGAAUGCACGCCCCGGGGACUUCCUGACGCGCAUUGUGAUGGAGGACGCUGAUCAGGGAUCGCUGCUCAGCGCAGUGCGCAACGGUUGCUUCCAGAGCGGUGCUCCGGACUCCCAAUUGCGUACAGUGCUGCUGACAGCUCUGGACAUUGCGCGUGGCAUGGCGUUCCUACACAAGAGUAACGUGAUACAUGGGGACCUGAAGCCCAGCAAUGUGCUGCUGUGCAGUGACGCAGCCGACCCACGGGGCUUUGUCGCAAAGGUGUCGGACUUUGGCCUUUCUCGCAUCAUUGCGCGGGGCCAAGACUCGCUUCGGAACCCAGAGCCCUUCCCAGCUGGCACGGUAAGCUACAUGGCACCAGAAACCGUUAGCGGUUGCAGUUGCAAGGCCUCAGACGUCUGGAGCUAUGCCGUACUUGUGUGGCAACUGCUGACGGGGGAGCUGGCGCCCUGGCCGGGACUCCGCAACGUGCAGAUCAUGAUGGGUGUUCUGCAGGGCGACCUACGGCUGUCCAUGCCGCAAGGCGCCUAUCCGCCGCUUGCUCGGCUGAUCGAGUCCUGCUUAACUCACGACUUCCAGCAGCGGCCUUCCUUUGACGACAUUGUCGCAAAGCUGCAGGAAAUGCUCCACAACCUAGCCCACGCUCCAGCAGCGCAACCAACGCCAGCCGCGGCCACCGCGCUUCAAAACCAUCACGAGCCCCGCGAAACUGGCCCCGCCUCCACGACCACCACCACCACCACCAUCGCCUCCGUAGUCCUUGUGAACACUGCCGCAGCUGCCACAGCGACACCAUCAGGAAGCCCUGCCAUUGCCAGCCUUCGCCCAACGCGCGGCGGCGCCGGCGCCGCCCAUGUCGACAGGAACAACGACUUGGCCUCCGAGGGCGACCCGCCUGACAGACCCAUGGGUCAGUCUCCCUUCGCCACCGUUACUACCAUGUUGGCCCCAACGCCGUCGCCCGCCCCUGCCAGCGCUGCAGUCCCUAUCGCUGUUGACACCGCAGCGUACGUCCUUCCGCUUCCCGUUGCCAGCGAGGCGCCCACAGUCAAUCUGCUGGACGCUCCGAUUGCCGCCGCAGUCGCAGCAAGCUUUCGUACGAGAUGCCCCCCAACCGGGUCCGUCGAGCCCCGUUCCACGACCUCCAAACCUGCUUUGACAGUAAACGCCUGCACGGCCGUCUUCCCCAGAGCUCCGUCUGCAGCAGCGGCAGCUGCUUCAGCCCCUGCCUCAACAGCUGACAUGCAGGACCAACACCAACAACAGCGACAACGGCAGCGCAUUGCCAACCCCACUGUUCCCACCACCUGCCGCUCCCCCACAAACCCCUUCAUGGAGGCGUCAUGCCUGCGGGCGUUUGAUCGCAACCUGCUGCUCUCAGGCGUUGCCGCCAUGCCGCAAUCUAGCUUAACCGGAACGGAUGCAUCCCUAACCACAGCUGCCGCCUCAUCCAAUCAGCUGAGCAAUGUGUCGUCUUCUUGGGCGAACACCACGGAGAGAGAGCACAGGGGUGGCGGCUGGAACCAUGCAUGGCACAGCAGCGCAUGGCAGCUUCCAACGGUACCUGCCAGCGGCGCUGGCUCCGGCAUUGGCGGUGGUGGCAGCAGUCACAUUUACAGUCGGCCGUCUAUGACUGCGAGCAUGGGAGUCAGCUUGGGCGGGGCUGGGGUGAUGCAGGAAUUCCUGUACAGGCAACGCAUCAGCGCCGGGAGCGUUCCGACGGACAUGUCCACUUUAGUCUCUGACUGUCACUUAUCCAGAGCGCCCAGAUCACCAUUCGCCGUCCCCGAGCCUCCUCCCUGCUGUCCUGUCGCUGUGGGCGGCGGCGGCUACAGCGGUGGCUGCGCCAGCAACAUCUGUUGUUACAACGGCGGUCAUGCUAACAAUGAUGACGGCAACCCGGGGACUGCCGCUAACUGCAGCAAUGCGGAUGGUGUCGUCGACGUAGGGGGCCACGCCCGGGCCCGGGCCCCUCUUGGUGCACCCGACAGUCACAUGAGGGCAGCAACAUGCCCCUCGACACUUGCCAUCGUUGGCUCGACACUGAGUUCGGCUUUAAUGACCUGCGGCGGCGGCAGUGACAUGUCGCACAUGAUCCUCCCUAUCGUGCAUGAAGAGCCGUUCCACGUGACCACCACAAGCAGCGGGUAUCAAACCGCAAUGACCCAUGGGUCACCAACCCAAACCCUUUCCGGCAGUCGGCAUGUUCUCACGGGCAACGCUGGCGACCGGAGGCAUCCCGAGUCGUUCCUUCUGACGGGAUCCGGAUAUGACAACAGGCGGCAACACGAAUCAUCCGUCCUAGGUUCAAGUCCCCGCAUUGGCAGCGGCGGUGGUGGUGCCAGUUGUGGCGGCGGCGGCAGUUUUGGUGGCGGAGGCGGGAGCACGAUUGGCAGCAGCGUUGGCGAAGCCGCGCUUCCUGUGAUGCUGCAAGCAGGACUUAUCGUACUUGGAGCCAGGGAGAUAACAGCUGGACGCAGUAGCAAGUCGAUUUGCAGUCGUAGCGUGAGCCAAGCUUUGCGCGCUGGGGCUGCUGGGACGGGUUCAGAGGGCUUGUCUCAUCUAGAGGAUGGGAGCCAGGGGCAGCGCGGGCGCGAGGAGUUCUCACCCGCAGCCAACAGCCGAUCUUCGACGGGGACGGGAAUUGCGCUGAUGAUGCCCUCUGGCGGGUUUGCGGAGAGCCGUCGCAGCUGCAGGAGUCUUGUCAGCGGUCCCCUAGGCUGCCAGGAGGGCGGACACAGCGGCGCCCUGAGCGGCGCUUUGGUGCUGAGGAAGAGCUGCUCACUGGGGCGGGGUGGCCGUAGUUAGUUGAGAGGAGCGAGUAUCUGUCACACACCAUGUGAAUUUGUCACACACCAUGACACGAGGGCGCUUGAUGCCUGGUUGCUGCUAUAGGUUGUUUUAUUCGUUGGCUCUAAGGAGGUGCGUUGUGAUUGGUGUUAUCUGUGACUGGAUGGGGUUAUGGGUUGAAGUAGAACUGCUGUGCACGGAGUGACCAACGGGUCGGCCAGCGCAAGCAUCUCGUCAGCUGGAUAACGCCGGUUGGCACAUGUUAUUGGUAGUAAGGCAUCACAGCCGGAAGGAGGUUGUCAGUGGUGACACAUGCCAGUCUUUACGUUGCAUUCAUCCAAAUAUACACUUUGAGACUUCAUACGAUUACACGGACAAGCCGGCGAGCUUGCUUAUUUUCGUAAUUGCAAGGUGAGUACGGCAAUACCAUUGGUGGCUGCAGCUCUUCGGUCGCGAAGGAAUGAAGGCUUGCCGCUGCAUUGGGCUAUGGGCGGGGUGUUCAACGUUGUGAAGAACUGCAUUCGCUUACUCUAUCAAAUCUGUGUUCGAAUGCCGUACGUAUCUUGUACUACGCGCGCAAGUACGGGAUGGUGUCCUGCAGCCGGCAUUGUUUGCUGGUCACGUAUUCGGAUACUGCUCACUGGAAAGGGAAGGUAGGCGCAUCUCUGCAUCUUGCGUUCUGCAAGCGCAACAUCUCAGGAUGGGUCGAGAAAGGUACACGAGUUACUGUUUCGGCGCAACGGCCACCAAUCAGGGUCAAAUCAACCUCGAGGUUCCGUUUUAUUGACAACGCAUGUAAGCAGUGUUCGGCGAUAUCAGCUUUUGCCAUAGUGAGGAUGACGGUGUUGCUUUUUCGAUGGCGGUUUACACCGCAACGAACGGAGGUAUAUGGGCGGCCGUGUAAUGCGCGUCCCGAUUUAAUGUAUAGGAAUGGUUUUUAGUAUUCCUGAAGUACCGGUAAUGCCGGCGUGUGGGAAACUUGAGAUGGGAGUAUCCACGUACGCGACCGGAGGGGGUAUGCUGCUGCAAUGGAUGGAUGCAUAGCUAGCACUCCUAACCGUAGAAAGUUCUUUAGAUGGUGGUGAAGCUCAUGAACCUGCCUGUAUGUGAGGCGAUCCGGUACAUACUUAACGUACGCAACGCAGGGUGGCUUGCGGGGGCUUGUCGGGGCUCAGUACGUACAUGCGUAUCCAGAUGCAUUGUGGUGUUGUGUUUAUGGAAUCACGGUUUACACAUUGAGGCCAGGAAGGAGAACCGAGGUGUCUUGGGCCAUUUUCCGACAUCCCGGCAAGACAUACGCACUGCAAAGAUGCCGUACUUGGGAUCAGUUGGACGGUCAUGCGUGCUCUUAGCUGUUAAUAAGAGCGUGUUGUUGGUCGGGUUAACUGUUAGGUAACAGCAAGUGUCAGCAAGGGGUCACCGAACAUCGUACAUUUGGCUUUCUUGAAAGGGCGUUACGGCUGAAAAACCACUGGAAAGCAGGGCAUGCGCGGGGCAAGUUGUCGGAGGUUGGGGCUUUUCAAAAGGACACUGCAAAGCUUAUGCUAAAGUUGUCAGCGGUCGUCGGCCAUUUGGUGAAGGAAAAGGAGGUAGCUAGCUGUUGCUGAUGCUGCAGUCAGUUUUUGGUGGUUUAAACAACAUGAUUUGUGGUGCAGCUUAUCGCCAUGUAUCUAUCACAGCGCUGGCGUUUUUAAAAGGCCUGCAAAGUUUUUGAUAUGAUGGCUGCAAUGAUUUCAAUAAGAUGGAUAUACCUCACAUGGCUUUUAAGAUACAGACGUGGUGCUGCGUCUGCUUUCAAGGAUCCUUUUAGGCAACUUUUCAUGGAUUUUGUGGGUUCGUGUCCGUCCUUAGGGGGCAGCGGCUUGGUCGUGCCUUUUAUUAUCUGCGCGUGUUUUAGUCGGUUAGCCAAGUAUGAAGCACGAGGGGUCAGGUUUCUCCCUUUCGUAACUCACAGCUAUCAAUAGGGUUGCAAAAGGCGAUGUAUGCUGCAAACUGCCUGAUGCGUCCGGGGCAUUGGGCAUUAGUACGUAUGUAUGGAAAUCACGCGGGUGGUGGUGGUGCGGUAGGGCUGGUGCUGCGGUCUCUGGGAUGUGCCUGGGUUACCUCCUGCAACCAUUGCAGCAGCCAUUGGCCAACAAGCAUGCCGUGUUAUGUGAUAUGAUGUACUUACCAGUGUGCCGUGCAUCGUACGAGAUGGCCGGGGCAACUGGACCGCAACCCGACUGCCCUGUUGCUCAACAAAUGCGUCCUCGCAUGACUGCAUUUGGGCCGGUUACUUGGAUUUUAAUGUGUAGGUACGAAUACUAUGAGCUGCACUUUUGGAUUGGGGCGCGGAGGGAGGAAGACUAUGUCUGGUGCUGCAUGUGUAUGGGUGGUGCCUCAGUGCAGGUGGCGAGCUCGCGCUUAACAUACGAUGCUAGGUAGGGCCGGGGUGUGAAGGAGGAGGAGGAAAGCAGCUGCUGCAGCUCACUAAGAGGGCAUGCAGCAAGAAGCGGAGUAUGGUAAUAGUCAAUUAGGGGUGAUGCGUCAUUUGUUGGUACUCUUGACGGCUCUGCUGCUGUAAUGCCCUGAACAUUG